GGGCAUUCAAUUAGUGCGCGGGUGUCGACUUAUGUUUUUCCUUAGCCAGGUGGCCGGUCCGCAAGCGUCACGGUAACCCAACAGAGCCAUCUAUUUUUCACCGUUUUGCUGGACCAAAGCGAUUGUCUCUUUCAUGGACCCGUCUACCAUCGGAUUCCGUUCACAUAAUCCCCUUCAAGAUUCCCGAUGCAAUUCAGUGGAGGGGCGACGUCUGCGCCUGACGAUGUCCACGUGUCCCCCAGAUCACUUCUACAAUCAUUCUCCCUAUCAACCAUUCUUCAACAAUGGAAAUUCUAUGCGUCCAUUCUCUGCUCCCUUAGGUCCACAGACCCACGCUGAAGCUUACAGUUUUGAUGAUCCGUCGGUUUCCGUUGUACCCGACAACAUGGUCACGUUGCUCCCCAACCCUGUGGGUGAUAAUCAUGUCCCUCAACGUUCUCGGCUUUCUAAUUGCGACAUAACUCCCUUCUCUUCUGACACUUCGAGCUGUAAAAGUAUAGCGAAAAACAGAAACUACAAUUCUAGAUGUAGGAUCGACCGGCUUGCUCUUAGUCUUUUCGAUCUACAUGGAAACCCGGAUCCCCUCAGUAAGGAAAAUAUUCUCGUUGGUUUCACUGAUGUUCCGUCUCCUUCUUCAUCAUCGGAUGCAUCCAAAACAAAGGACCAGAAGGAUCAACGAUAUCUACAGCGUCGUUUACGUAACAACAUGGCGGCUAAACGCUCUAGGGAUAACCGAAAACGGCGUGAAGAUCUCAUAGCGCUUCGAGCGAACUAUCUGGAAAAAUCCAAUAUCAUUCUGCACGCUCAAAUACUGGCUUUGAAAAAAGAAAUUUGUUUUCUGCGCAAAAUCCCUUUUGAUCCGGGAUACCGCCCGAUCGUUACGGAGUCAGAUGUGAUCUCCAACAACCCUGUGCGACCUUUCCCUUGUACCGAUGGUGUUGACAUUUCUACAGCAGUGUCACCCGUCCCUCCCCUUAAUUCCACGUAUAUUUUUCAUGAACCAGAUCAUUCCUCAGGGUGACGCUGAGAAUGCUUUCAUUGUACACAAAAUCUUUGACAGUAGGACGGAAAAGCGCUAUUAUAAAAUAUGACUUUA
This is a messenger RNA of Dicrocoelium dendriticum, 1096 nucleotides long. The record is from the annotation of a GenBank genome assembly. NCBI's taxonomy places the organism in Eukaryota, Metazoa, Platyhelminthes, Trematoda, Plagiorchiida, Dicrocoeliidae.